Messenger RNA from Carassius gibelio (silver crucian carp), 1322 nucleotides. RefSeq lists its product as uncharacterized. The transcript is spliced from 4 exons. Lineage: Eukaryota; Metazoa; Chordata; Actinopteri; Cypriniformes; Cyprinidae. The coding region runs from base 720 to 1322 and encodes 200 amino acids. The record is from RefSeq and is a predicted model, not a curated record.
CCAUCAAGGUGGUCCUUGCUGAACCAGUUAUCACAGUAACUUUUCGAGAUUCUUCUAAGGAUCAAGGAGUCCCGGAUAGCUUUGAUAGCAGUUGCACUGAGUUAUUGGAAGAUGCUGGUACCUGCUCCACUGCAUCCAGCGAUACCACAAUUCUGUCUUCUCCAGGUAGCACCUACUUCCUUUGUUCUGUGCCUUGGCCAGCUCAGUUUGUAAUUCCUACCUUCUCUUUUGACACGGAGCUCAUUCUUCAAGCAGCAAAUGAAGCUAACCUAAAGGACGGAAUCUUACUUUGCAAUCCUGCAGUAAAAUCCAACAUUCUGGACAAACUAGCAGAGAGCAUCUUUGUCUACACCGCCUAUCCAUCAAGUGCACAAAGGGAGCAGGUUGCUGAGGCCCUGGUUAUGAAACACCCAUGUUUGAGGGACCCAGUAUCCUUCAAUGGUUUAUAUAGUUGGCACAACAGCCUGAAGUACAAACUUGGAAAUUUCAGAGCAAAGGUGAAACAUCUUGGAAUACCAGAGCUAAAUGUCAACUGUCUCAAGAGAAAGUCAGCUGCAGAUAAAACCCCAGCAAAAACUUAAAAAAAAGCAAAGAAAUCUGAGGUAAAUUAUCUCCCGCCUCAUCCUCAAGGCGAAACUGAUACAUCCCUUGAAAAGUAGAGAGUGGAGCUUCUCUACGAGUACAAGAACAGAGACAACAACAGUGUCAUUAAUGAGAAGAUGGCAAAAACCUUCUCACUGCGUCGUAAAGAUGUGAUCCAGAAACCACUUGUUAUUGACUUAAAUGCUCGAUGGCCUGCCCUGCUUGAGUAUUCCCAGAUCGAGGAGGAAUUCCGGAGGAUCACACUGAAGCCACUACAGUCCACAUUCUUUGGGAAGUUGGACGAAAACACGCCUAAAUUGUUGAGACUCUACAGGAGGAAGGGAGGAGCUGUUGGGAAGAAACUUGAUGAGACCCUUGAAAUCAUGAAUGAGGACAACAGCAUUGAGUCCAGAAGAGAAUCUGUAAUCAGAGGCCUCAUUCUCUACCUUGGUGAAAAGACAGAGGAAUUAAUCAAGGACUACCGGGUAAAGAAAUUAUAUUUCUUUACCAUUUUCCAGAAUUGUAGCCUACCUGAAAUCUCCAGAAGUGCAAGGUGUCAGGGUGCUCUUCUGGAGACUCCAGGUCAGAAACGUAGGGCAAGGAAGGAGAUGUUUGCUCCUCCACGGCGAAAGCCCCGCCGCCGUCGAUCCACGCGCCGACAGAUGGCAGCCCAGGCCCUCGGCGCUCACCAGGCCCAGCGUCACAGCCCUCGCUGUCCUAAAUCCGCUCCCCGUCACUAG